Messenger RNA from Arabis nemorensis, 3288 nucleotides. The record is from the annotation of a GenBank genome assembly. NCBI's taxonomy places the organism in Eukaryota, Viridiplantae, Streptophyta, Magnoliopsida, Brassicales, Brassicaceae.
AUGAUCCAAGAUGAUCCAAACAACAUUCUCUCAAACUGGUCCCCUCGAAAAUCUCCUUGUCAAUUCUCCGGUGUAACUUGUCUCGCCGGAAGAGUCACCGAGAUUAAUCUCUCCGGCAGUGGUCUCUCCGGAAUUGUCUCCUUCAACACAUUCACAAAUCUUGAUUCUCUCUCUGUUCUUAAACUCUCUGAAAAUUUCUUUGUCUUAAACUCAACCUCUCUUCUUCUUCUUCCUAAAACCCUAACCCACCUCGAACUCUCUUCCUCCGGUUUAAUCGGAAUCCUCCCUGAGUAUUUCUUCUCCAAAUAUUCAAAUCUCAUCUCCAUCACUCUCUCUUACAAUAACUUCACCGGAAAGUUACCGGAUGAUCUUUUCUUGGAAAGCAAGAAACUACAAACCCUAGAUCUUUCUUACAACAACAUAACCGGUUUAAUCUCCGGUUUAACCAUUCCUCUCUCUUCUUGCGUCUCCUUGUCGUAUCUAGACUUCUCCGGGAACAGUAUCUCCGGCUAUAUACCCGAUUCGCUUACCAACUGCACAAACCUCAAAAGCUUGAAUCUUUCUUACAACAACUUCGAUGGGCAGAUUCCGAAAUCGUUCGGCGAACUGAAUACCUUACGAAGUUUGGAUUUUUCGCAUAAUCGACUCACCGGUUGGAUCCCAUCGGAGAUCGGAGAUACUUGCCGGACGUUACAAAACCUCCGGAUUUCUUACAACAACGUUACCGGAGUGAUCCCUGAUUCGUUGUCUUCUUGCUCUUGGCUACAGAUUCUUGAUCUUUCCAACAACAACAUCUCUGGUCCGUUCCCCGACAAGAUCCUCAAGAACUUCGGUUCACUUCAAAUCUUGCUCCUAAGCAACAAUCUAAUAUCCGGUGAGUUUCCGUCUUCACUCUCUGCUUGUAAGAGCCUAAAAAUCGCUGAUUUCAGCUCGAAUCGAUUCUCCGGCGUGAUUCCACCGGAUUUAUGUCCCGGAGCAGCUUCUUUAGAAGAGUUAAGACUCCCGGAUAACCUAGUCACCGGAGAGAUUCCUCCGGCGAUAUCUCAAUGUACAGAGCUUCGUACUAUUGAUCUUAGUCUCAAUUAUCUCAACGGUACAAUACCACCGGAGAUUGGAAAUCUUCGAAAACUCGAGCAAUUCAUAGCUUGGUACAACAAUCUCGCCGGAAAAAUCCCACCGGAGAUCGGAAAACUACAAAAACUCAAAGAUUUGAUACUCAACAACAAUCAACUCACCGGAGAAAUCCCACAAGAGUUCUUCAACUGUAGUAACAUUGAAUGGAUCUCUUUCACAAGCAACCGAUUAACUGGUCAAGUCCCUCGAGAUUUCGGUAUCCUUUCUCGGUUAGCUGUUCUUCAGCUCGGAAACAACAACUUCACCGGAGAAAUACCUUCAGAGCUAGGCAAAUGCACAACACUAGUGUGGCUUGAUCUCAACACAAACCACUUAACCGGUGAAAUCCCACCCCGGUUAGGUCGUCAACCCGGUUCAAAAGCUCUUUCCGGUUUACUCUCCGGCAACACAAUGGCUUUUGUAAGAAACGUUGGAAACUCAUGUAAAGGUGUUGGAGGUUUGGUCGAAUUCGCAGGAAUCAGACCAGAGAGGCUUCUUCAGAUUCCAUCUCUUAAAAGCUGUGAUUUCACAAGAAUGUAUUCAGGUCCGAUUCUGAGUCUUUUCACGAGGUAUCAGACCAUUGAGUAUCUUGAUCUUUCUUAUAAUCAGCUUCGAGGCAAGAUUCCUGAUGAAAUCGGUGAAAUGAUCGCUCUUCAAGUUCUUGAGCUUUCGCAUAAUCAACUCUCCGGCGAGAUUCCGUUCACCAUCGGUCAGCUUAAGAAUCUUGGAGUCUUCGAUGCGUCGGAUAAUCGGUUGCAGGGUCAAAUCCCUGAAUCUUUCUCGAAUUUGUCUUUCUUGGUGCAGAUUGAUUUGUCGAAUAACGAGUUAACCGGUCCUAUUCCUCAGAGAGGUCAGCUUAGUACGCUUCCGGCGAGUCAGUACGCGGAUAAUCCGGGACUUUGCGGUGUUCCGUUGCCCGAAUGUAAGAACGGGAACAAUCAGCUUCCUGCCGGACCGGAGGAAGGGAAACGUGCUAAACACGGAAGGACGGCUGCUUCUUGGGCGAAUAGCAUUGUUUUGGGAGUGUUGAUCUCCGCUGCUUCGGUUUGUAUUUUGAUCGUUUGGGCGAUUGCGGUUCGUGCGAGGAAACGAGACGCAGAAGAUGCGAAGAUGCUUCACAGUUUACAAGCGGUUAAUUCCGCCACAACGUGGAAGAUCGAGAAGGAGAAAGAGCCUUUGAGUAUUAACGUAGCGACGUUUCAGCGGCAGUUGAGGAAGCUUAAAUUUUCGCAGCUUAUCGAGGCGACAAACGGAUUCUCGGCCGCGAGUAUGAUCGGACACGGCGGAUUUGGGGAGGUUUUCAAAGCGACGCUUAAAGACGGAUCUUCCGUGGCCAUCAAGAAACUGAUUAGGCUAAGCUGUCAAGGAGAUAGAGAGUUUAUGGCAGAAAUGGAAACUCUAGGGAAGAUCAAACACCGAAACCUCGUACCGCUCUUGGGAUAUUGUAAAAUCGGGGAAGAGAGAUUGCUCGUCUACGAGUUCAUGCAAUACGGAAGCCUCGAGGAAGUGCUUCACGGACCGAGAACAGGCGAAAAACGGAGGAUCUUAAACUGGGAAGAGCGGAAAAAGAUUGCGAAAGGAGCCGCGAAAGGGCUUUGCUUCUUGCACCAUAACUGCAUCCCUCAUAUAAUCCAUCGCGAUAUGAAAUCGAGCAACGUCCUUCUCGAUCACGAAAUGGAAGCUAGAGUGUCCGAUUUCGGAAUGGCGAGGCUGAUCAGCGCGUUAGACACGCAUUUGAGCGUAAGUACCUUGGCAGGCACGCCAGGUUACGUGCCACCGGAGUAUUACCAGAGUUUUAGGUGUACAUCGAAAGGCGACGUGUACUCGAUCGGAGUCGUGAUGCUCGAGAUAUUGAGCGGGAAGAGACCAACUGAUAAAGAUGAGUUUGGUGAUACAAAUCUUGUUGGUUGGUCUAAGAUGAAAGCAAGAGAAGGGAAACAUAUGGAAGUGAUUGAUGAAGACCUUUUGAUUCAUAAAGAAGGUUCGGAUACUCCGAAUGAAAAAGAAAAUUUUGGAGGAGUGAUUGUGAAAGAAAUGUUGAGAUAUUUGGAGGUAGCGUUACGGUGCGUUGAUGAUUUUCCAUCGAAGCGACCUAAUAUGUUACAAGUUGUUGCUUCGUUAAGAGAGCUUCGUGGAAGUGAAAAUAGCAGUCAAAGUUACAGUAACAGCUCGUAA